UCACGAUCGAUAUUGGCAUUCGCUCAAAUUGGACAUAUUCCAAAACAAAUUUAAAAGAAAAUGGUUGACUGUAACGUCGCAGUGGGAAUUCGCAUAGGUACAAAUUAUACGACAUAUGCAUGGAAUAGACGAUCCAUUGAAGAUCCGGCUUUUGUGAGUGCCCAGUGGACAGACUCCACAAAGAGUUUGUUAUUUUUAGAGACUCCUACAAUCGCCCUGUUCGGUUCUGAUAAGAAACUUCAAGCAUUUGGAUUUGAAGCGGAAAAAGAAAUACAAGAAAAAACCAACAACCAUCUUCUAGUUUUUCGAGAAUUCAUACAAGAUCUGUUCUGUAACGGAAUUCAGGUUCCAUCGCAUUUAACAGCCGAAAAUGGCGUCCUGGUAUUGUCCUCUGACAUCAUGACUCAGGUCAUAGCUUUCCUACUCAGGAAACUGCCAAUUGAACCAAGCAAAAUUGUGUUUACGGUACCCUCUGCGGCAACAAAGGAUACGUACAAUUUUUUCAAAAAAUCGGCAAGAAAGGCCGGAUUAGAAAAAGUGUAUAUCAUUCCUGAGGCCACUUCGGUCCUUUACUACUGCAAGGAGUAUCACCGUUUAUAUAAAACCACUUCUAGCAAAGAGGUGGAUGUUUUUGCCGGAGGAAAACAAAGCAUAGUUUUAGAGUGUGAAGACGACAACGUCAGUAUUUCUGUGUUAGAAGUUAGGGAUGGUGUCAUUAAGAUUGUCUAUAAUAGUUUCUCAAAUGUGUUGGCAGCUUGCCAAGUUCAGAACGAUUUCGAGGCUAUGAUCAUUGAGAUUGUAGGGGAAUCAGUAUUUGACGACUUUUAUAGGAAUAAUCGUUUAGAAUAUUUUGAAAUAGUUAAUGAACUACGCAGGAAAAUGACAGUUGACAUAAAGGAGGAAAAGCCACUGAACAUCAACAUACCACCAUCUUUAAUUACUGCAUUUGAAAAGACUACUGGAAAGACUUUGAAUGAGGCACUUCAACAAACAAUAUUUUCGGAUAAAAUGUCUUUCAAUCAUGGCAAAUGUAGGAUUAUGCCGGAAAUAUUCCACAAUUUGUUCAAAGAAGCAGGAGCCAACAUUGUUCAGCUUCUGAAUAAAGCUAUGGCUGAUUCAGGGCUUUCAAAAACUGGAAGCAUUAUUCUUGUUGGGUUUUUCUCAAGAUCCACCAUACUCCAAGACAUGAUAAAAAAGUCCUUCCCUACGUGUCACGUCAUAGUCCCUGAAGAUUCCAAUAUGGUUGUAGUAAAAGGGGCAGCAAUAUAUGGCCAAAAGCCGGUAAAAAUUCAAAAGCAUCCUGAGGUCAAAGUAGAUUUGAACAAAUUUGAAAUCAAACCACCGGGGAUGUUUCCAUGGACAUAA
This is a messenger RNA of Saccostrea cuccullata (small rock oyster), 1365 nucleotides long. RefSeq names its product heat shock 70 kDa protein 12B-like. NCBI's taxonomy places the organism in Eukaryota, Metazoa, Mollusca, Bivalvia, Ostreida, Ostreidae. The record is from RefSeq and is a predicted model, not a curated record. The transcript has 6 exons. The coding region runs from base 61 to 1365 and encodes 434 amino acids.